Molecule: messenger RNA, 4093 nt
Organism: Ictalurus punctatus (channel catfish)
Lineage: Eukaryota; Metazoa; Chordata; Actinopteri; Siluriformes; Ictaluridae
Gene: mtfr1l
Product: mitochondrial fission regulator 1-like
Exons: 8
Coding region: 312-1241 (309 amino acids)
Biological process (GO): mitochondrial fission; aerobic respiration
Cellular component (GO): mitochondrion
Source: RefSeq, a predicted model, not a curated record
UUGACAGUUAGCGCCAUGGAUUGUUAUAAUUAAGUUUGAAGGGCGGGACACUUCAGAUUCUAGCGAGCGUUUCAUUGGACAGAUGUGCAGCAGUGAGUGAAGUGCAGGAUGAUGUCAUCAGAACCGCUGGUAGAAAGAGAGACUGUCGAUUUCUUCGUAUUUGGCUUCUUUGCCUAGAGAGAUGCUUGGUGACUUGACCGCAGUGGACUGAAGCCCCCCGGACAUCAUGUCUUCCGUCGUGCUGUGAUCUCGACCGCUCUGGGAAUCAGAAAUCGUCUGGUCUUGUCUUCAAACCCUCCUCCUCUGAUACGAUGGACACCGAAGCGGAGGUGAUUCCUAUUUGGCAGAACAAACCUCAUGGUGCGACCCGGAGUGUGGUGAGGAGAAUCGGUUCCACACUGCCUCUCAAACCCUGUCCCAGAGCCUGUUUCCAGGAGCUUCCUGGUCUGAACCCACUGCGGCACACGGAUGGCCCCCUGGUGCCCACGCUGGCCGACAUCGCCUGGAUCGCUGCUGAUGAAGAGGAGACUUAUGCCAGAGUCAGGAGUGACACACGCCCCUUCCGGCAGGAGUGGAGGCCGACGCCCCUCAUGGUCCUGCACAGGAACUCGUCAGUGCCCAAUUUCCGGCGAGAGGGGAAGCGCAUGGAGGGUCUGAGGAAGCCAGGUGCCACCGCCCUGAACCGCGCCACCGCCCUGCAGGACGAGCUGAGCCGCCUCCGCGCACAAAUCGCCAAGAUCGUAGCAGGAGAGACGGACUCGAACCCCAUCACCCCGGACCUCCUCUCUCCAGACGACACCACCGUCGGCUUCUCCAUGGCUCCUUUCGAGGCCGCGGCGUUCCACCCGCUCCCCACCGCCUCCUUCGUCAUCAGCGACGUCACAGAGGUGGAUGAGGAGGAGGAGGAGGAGGAGGAGGAAUUAGAGGAUGAGUCGGAAGUCCCCGAGCUAGAGCCUGAUCCCGUGCCCCCUGUCUGCAUGACGGCAUCGGCGACCUUUGACCUCGACCGGCCCACCAUGGACUUCCGGGAGGCGGAGGAAGACACCGUGUCGCUGUCCAAGUCCACCAGCUUCGCUGACGUCAAGGACAUCCUGAGGGACAUGAACCGCAUGAAGAUGAGCAAGGACAGAUAUUCCCGGGGCUGUACGUCGCUGAUGGAAGAGGACUCGGCUACUCUGAUCUCUGAAGCUCUGAGGAAGAAGUUCACUCUGCGGGAUGAAGACGUUAAUAUGAAGAAGUGAUCUGCCUUUUCUCCAUGAUCUCUGCGCCCACACACCCCGACAUGUCUGUGCCUGUGGACCGUUCACCAUGGAAACGCUACAGCGCCCCAUGAUGCCAACUUUAGCUCCGCCCCCUUCCCCUCCUGCAGUGAUUACAGCCUCACAGGAAUAGAGCAGCUCCCUGCUAAAAUCUCUCUCUCUCUCUCUCUCUCUCUCUCUCUCUCUCUCUCUCUCUCCCCCCCUGUGUGUGUGUCUCUCUCUCUCUCUCUCUCUCUCUCUCUCUCUCUCUCUCUCAAUGCUGCCUCCUCAGAGAGAGAGCACAGGGUGGGGAAUCUGAAGCAUCAAUAAUAUAUCGUGUGUCGAAUGUUGUGAUCUCUUCUAGUUUGAGCAGAAGUGUUCGUCAUCAUUCAGCUUUCCUCACACACGUUCAUUUACUGUUACGAAAUGUCUUUUUAUUAUUAUUUUUCCUUUCAUCUUUCCUCCAUCUCUUCUUUAUGAAACCUAGCAAUACAUACUUGACUCAUUUUGAUAACUAGGCUAGAUUAUUAUUAUUAUUAUUAUUAUUAUUAUUAUUAUUAUUAUUAUUUUCCUUGUAUUUUAUAUAUUCACUUCACCAGGACGCACAAGUUCUUGAAUAUCUUUCGAAGUAGCGUAUUUUCCCGAUUUAAUAAUCUGAAUUCUGUGUGUGGAGGGGGAAAAAAACGUCAUAACGAUAUAACGUUUCGCGUCCGUGUAUUUGUACGGUAAAAGUGACGAUUAACCGAAAGUUAGACGUCAUUCCUCCCUUACGCUAAACGCUCGUCCAGUACACGUUUACCGGGUUUUUUUUAUUUGAGGAUUUUCAGCGAUCUUUAUCGUUCACUUUACGCAGCCGUCGAAGUACAAACCGCGUCAGGAUUCACGGAAACGAACGCCAAAUCCAGGGAACGCCGCGAUCUCUCAAGACCGCCGCGGAUUCGGGCCGAGACGCGUCACGUGACGCCGUCGCAACCUUCAAGUUGCGUCGCAAAUUUCAAGAAAAAAAAAAAAAAAAACGCUUUUUUUUUUUUUUUUUUUUUUUUAACUCAUAAAACGCAGAAAUACUUUGAGGUUUGAUUUUAAAGAUUAGGUGUGUGUGUGUGUGUGUGUGUUGUAUAAGUAGUUGUGUUCAUUGCUGCUGUUGCUGCCUGUGUAGCUGCGGGGAACAAACCGGCUACGGACGAAUUUGUCCGUAAAUCGUUCGUAGGUGCGUUCACACAAGAAGCGCGGCGUUCGUGAAAAUAUAUAUCUAUACGCACGCAGACUCACUCACGCCACCCUCGAUUAAUCGGCUACAGAUCCGAUCUCCGUCGUCGACGAUCCUCGUUGCCGCGGUUUAAUGCACGGAUUACGCUCUCGACUUUUACCCCAACGAAUAAAACACCAAACUAACCAACGUCUCGUGUAAACGUACAGUUAUUCCGUAUCGACGACGAAAGCAAAGCCAUCCCAAAGCGAAUCCGUAAACGGAGCCGAGUGAGACUCGCUGUCGGGUUAGGUGAAAAGUAAUGGCGCCCUAUACGAGGAGGAAGCGCUGGAGCUGCGUUAACGGAAGGUCCAGCGUUCAGGAGACGCUCUUUUACUGCGUAGUCAUUCUUAACACGCUGCGAGCUUUGCCCUUUUAUGGAGUUUCGUGGGCGUGGCCGAAUGCAAAUCGGCCGUAUCGCGGUAAAUCACAGCAGGUUGGCGUUUAUCAACGUACACACGUGGGGGGGGUAAAAAACCCAGCGGAACUUGUCGAUCUUGCGGAAUCGUUUCGGUCGGUUUUGGCCGACGUAUGAUUUUUACCAAGUGUAAAACGCACACAGAUGGAAUGUUGUACGUCAUUUGCGUGUAAUCUGCACGACUGUGUUUAAGUUUUCAGUGUGUGUGAGAUUGAUUUCACCAUGCAACAGACAUGGGGUGUGUGUGUGUAUAUAUAUGUGUAUGUGUUUUCUUUGGCCACAAAUAACAUCACAGAACUCUGAGACGUUUGCGCAACUCGAGACGCGAUUUGCUUCACGAUAUUUACGUCUGCUCACAAAAUACCAGCAUUUUAAAAUCUUAUUAAAGACGCAUCGUUUCGACGUUUUCUUUCACAAGCAGAAAUAAUGAAGCUUACACAAUCCGUUCAGCAUUCCCUAAUCCACACGGUACCGUGUGGGGUACUGGGGUGGUUGUUGUUGUGAAUUGUGAUGUCGUUUAGUGAUAUUAAUUAUAAUAUCGUAAUUCCUGACACGACUCUUAUUUAGCUAUAAUUUCAAAUACUGACAGGAUCCGUUUCAGUCUGUACCGCAGAAGUGAAAUUUGCUUAACGGAGCAGCGGUGAAAACACUUGAAGUACCCACAAGUUUCCACCCAUAUCCGGGACGUGACGUCGGAAAUCGUGUACGUUUUAUCCGUCUCUCUGCCUUUAAACCCUGAAGAAACGAUCACGUCUGUAAUAUUUUCACGCGUCCGACGCUUGCUCGGAUUCUGUCGAUCGUACUCGCCGUAAAAACGUUCGUGCGGAAGUAGACGACCGCUUUGCGCACUAGUCGGUAAGCGCUGACGAGCUGAAUAAGUGCACGCUCCCAGACCGUACGGGGACGUGUCGUGCUCAGAAGGUUCUGGAGUAUAAUUCGCCCCUAGGAAGAUAUGAAGAAGAAGCCAUCUCUGACGGUUAGAGCUUUCAGGAGGCCUGCUGUGUGUUGGACAGAUCCAAGCGUGUUUUAUUACUUCCUGUUUGAUCACAGAUUGAGAAUUUUUCAUCCAGAGGAACAUUUGUGUGCUGUGACUUUGAAACCCCCCCCCCCCCCCCCCAAAAAAGAGAAUGCUGUACCUGCCUGUAUAUCGUGCAUACGAGAGAAAAUAAAAAGGAUAAUGUUUGAAAUACA